Amphiprion ocellaris (clown anemonefish) is the source of this 1595-nucleotide messenger RNA. RefSeq names its product Monoacylglycerol lipase ABHD12-like. Gene Ontology annotation, molecular function: monoacylglycerol lipase activity; phosphatidylcholine lysophospholipase A1 activity. Gene Ontology annotation, cellular component: endoplasmic reticulum membrane. The coding region runs from base 251 to 1306 and encodes 351 amino acids. The transcript has 13 exons. Gene Ontology annotation, biological process: phosphatidylserine catabolic process; monoacylglycerol catabolic process. NCBI's taxonomy places the organism in Eukaryota, Metazoa, Chordata, Actinopteri, Pomacentridae. The record is from RefSeq and is a predicted model, not a curated record.
AGAGAGACUGGUAUAUUUGCGUGUCGGUUUAUAUAUGUGAAAUGGUGCAGAUAAAUUCUGUAUAAAUACUUAGAUGUAGUGCAGUGUGUGCUGUUUUUAAUGUGUUUUGUGAUCAGUGAGGCGGUGUUACCUUAAAACCCACCUAGGAAAUCUGCACUUCGAUCAGACUUGGUCAAAGGUGCAGUUAGACUGCAGGACGGUUAUAUUCACAUCACAUUAUAUUUCUGUCAGAUAGCACCGACGGUCAAGGAUGAAGAGGAGAAGCGGUAAACAGGACAGCUCAGCCAGGGACGGCCAGAGAACCGGGAGACCCCAGAGGAAGAAGGCGGAACCGUCCCGCUGGGGGCUAAAAAGGGGCUUAUUGGUCCUCUUUGUUGUCUUCAUUUUGGUGCCUGUCUCCUACAUAAUGCUCCCAGAAUUAAUCCAGCACUUUGUUUACACUCACCGGGUCAGAGUGCCGUUCUUUGUUGACCUCAGCCGACCUGCUGAUCUCUCCCUUAAUCACACCAUCAACAUGUACUUAACAUCAGAGGAGGGAAUUUCCCUCGGUGUAUGGUACACUGUUCCUGAAAGUCGGUGGAAAGAGGCACAAGGGAAGGACUUACCAUGGUAUGAGAAUGCUUUAAGCGAUGGAAGUCCAGUUUUCAUAUAUCUUCACGGGAACACAGGCACAAGGGCAGCCACUCAUCGGGUGGGAGUGGCAAAAGUAUUGAGUGCGCUUGGAUAUCACGUGCUGGUGCCUGACUACAGAGGUUUUGGAGACUCCACUGGGGAGCCGACUGAAGCUGGUCUGACCACUGAUGCCCUGUGUGUGUACAACUGGGUGAAAGCACGCAGUGGAAACAGCCUAGUCGUCUUCUGGGGACACUCUCUUGGCACUGGAGUGUCCACCAACACUGCAGUCAAAAUGGUUCAGCAAGGUGUGGUUUUCGAUGGUGUGAUCCUGGAAGGUGCAUUCAAUAGUGCUCGACAGAAGAUUCCAAUUAAUCCUUUUUUUUGGUAUUACUGGAAAUUCCCAGGCGUUGGAUACCUUUUCAAAGAACCAUGGGCAGAAAAUAAAGUUGUCUUUCCUACUGAAGAGAAUUUGAAGAAAAUGAAAAGUCCAAUACUUUUCCUUCAUUCAGAGGACGAUCACAUGGUUCCUCUUCCGAUUGUUCAGCAGAUGUAUGAGGUUGCAGCAAGUGCCCAGACUACAGAGCGAGUGAAGCUGGUGACAUUUGAGGGUUCUCUGGGAUAUCUACACAACGGCUUAUACAGAGACCCCCGUCUGCCCGACAUCAUAAAGAGGUUUGUGCUGUCGUUGUGAUGUCCGAAAAAUGACUGAAGCAGAAAUCUGGAGAUGAGCUGCACUUUUUUCAUUUAAUCUCUUUUAAUUGAUUUCCUUUGUAUACUGACUGUGUUGCAUAAAUAUGUCAUGUAUUUUAUGAACCCAGAAAAUGUAAUUUUGAAUGUGUUGAAUGUUUGUUAUUUUAGGAAAUACCACUCAGGAAUUGAUUGCAAAGUGUGUUUUUAAGUGAAUGACAAUUGUUUAAGAUUGUUAACUGCUGAUUUUUAUCAUUGUUAUUAUUAAAAUUUGAAGUGUAAUGAGGAUAAGA